Molecule: messenger RNA, 4591 nt
Organism: Sipha flava (yellow sugarcane aphid)
Lineage: Eukaryota; Metazoa; Arthropoda; Insecta; Hemiptera; Aphididae
Product: protein virilizer homolog
Exons: 8
Coding region: 225-4520 (1431 amino acids)
Cellular component (GO): RNA N6-methyladenosine methyltransferase complex
Molecular function (GO): RNA binding
Source: RefSeq, a predicted model, not a curated record
GGAAUGUAAUGUGAUAACAAAUCAUGGUAAUAAUAUUUUUGUUGUCGUUUUCAGUUCCGUCUAUCCCGUUGCCACUGUUUUAAUUAAUGUGUAAAUUUAAAUUUUUUUUAAUUCUUACUCAUAACUAUAAUUAUAAAAAAAAAACUCAUCGGCAACGAAUGGUAUUUGUUGGAAGUCACUUUCAUCGCUUUGUGAUAAAAUGAUUGUUGUUAUUUAAUGGCAAAAUGAUACGAACAAACAUUAGCGAAAAUGACCGAGAGUUAGAUGAUUCGUUAGAUUUACAUACUCGGUCGGAUGAUAAUUUCGAAAACGAAUUGUCGAAAAAACCCAAAAUCGAUGUAGUUUACAACACGGUCGACGAAGAUGAACAACGAGGUUUUCAAAAUAAAGGAAUCAUCCAAUUGGGCAACUUUAUUACUACAUUGUCCAACAAUCGUAAAGAAAUACCUAAGUCCCAUUAUGAAGAUGAUAACACAAAAGAUAUAAGUAAAUUACCAAAACCAGAAUCAAACAAUGUCGAAAAAUCGAAUGAAAAAAUAGGAGAAAUGUUACUGGAAGCUAUUAGUAGUGAUGAUGAUAUUGCAAUGGAUAGUGAAGAAGAUGGAGCCUUGGAUAGUGAUGUAGGUGAAAAUUAUACUGAUUAUACAGAUGAAAUAAUUAAAGACUUUGUCCCAUCUUUAUAUCAAGCAUCUCCUCUUCGAAUUAUUCAAGAUCCAUCUUUGUCUAUGUUUGAAUAUAUUCAUAGAAAACUAGGUGAUGAUUCUAAAUGUGAAGAAGUAUCUGAACUCAUUGAUUGCUUAGAGUACUUACAAUCGAAAAAUGUAGAAAUCAAUGAAAAAUGGAUUAUUACAGCUGAACGAACUGUUCUAAUUUUACCUAAAACGUUAAGCCACAUUCUAAAUACCCCAGAAUAUUGCCACAAAUUGUUCUCUUUGGUGAAUUUAACACUUGAUUUCAAUUGUGCUUUAAAAGAACAUGUUUCCAUGACAACAUUAAUUAUUCGUCAUUUAAAAAUCGGUCUUCAGUUAAUUGAAGUACUUUGCCAUUAUAAUGAAGAUUUAUCUGAACAUUUAAUCAAACAUCAUGAAAUUCACAAUAAAUUAAUUAAUCUAUUUUUUGUUGAGCACAUGGGUUUGUCUCUGAAGUUGGACAUUUUACGUGCUUUAGAUUCUACUUUAAAUGGUUUUGAACCUAUUAGACUCUUUUUAUAUACUGUGGUUUUUGAUGAUCUCAAUGGAUAUCAGACUUUACUAAAAAUUUUAUCAAUACACCAAAGACCUCGUGUAUGUUUUUCAGUAACUAGUAUUUUAAGAAAAAUACAUUUUUAUGAGUUAUUACAAAAAUUAAAUGUUGACUUAAAUAUCUUGGAUCCUCAUUCUGAACUAUUGUUGCAAGAAUGUUUGGCGGAAAUAACUACUACAUUUAUUAAAGCUCCAAUUUUAAUGGGUUGUCCGAAAAGGUUUUUGCAAGCUCGGGCCCAAUUUGAGCUCACUUCAGCCUUAACUCACUUUGACGUUUAUCCCACUAUUUAUAGAUUAUUUGAUGCUUCAUCACUUAUUAACUGUAUGACAAAAUUAUUGAAUCGACCUAAUUGCAGAGAAUCUCUUGAACAAAAUAUACUGAAACUUUUGCAAAUUUUAAUGGACUGUGAUCAUGGGCUUAGAUAUUUGGGUUGCAGAAAUAAAGAGCUUAAUGAAUUAUUAAAAGUUCUUUGCAAAGUUAAUACUCAGUUUAAAUCUACACUCGUUUACAAGAUUAAAGUAUUAUCUCUCAUCGAUUAUUUAAGUUAUUUUUGGGAAUGCAAUUUAAUGGACAAUUUUAAAUUAGAUCAAAUGGAUUCUAUUGACAUACUUCAUGAUAUGUUUUUGUUAACACUAUCUGCAAUUGGUAGAUACGCUGUUGUGACUGUUUUAACCAUGGGAGACAAUUUGGAGGUUGUUUUAAAUUUUUUUAAAUACAUGGAACAAACAAGAUCAAAAAAUGAUGAUUUACACAUGAUGUAUGCAUUGGAUUUAAUAAACAUAGUUAUGGAAAAUUCAGAAGAUGUCAGAUACUUAAAAAAAUAUGGUGCAUUAAUAUACGAAUUAGCAUGCAAACACAAUUGUUAUAACGAUUUGAUAGCUUGGACGUUCCCAGCAAUGAAGCACUCUGCUUUUUUUCAUGAUGAUGUCAGUGAAUUAUGCAAAAUUGUUGAAAAUAAUUUAGAUAACUGUUUAAGUUUUAACAAGACUUUGAUUACAAGUCUUCGAAUUUUAAAAUAUUUAGGCGUUCCUAAUAAUGAAACCGCAUUUGAAGGAGUAGAAGAUUUUAUUGAACUUAAAUAUAAAUAUAUUAUUUUACAAAUGUACUCGUAUGAUAUGCUAGGAAAUUUACUAACUAUUGUCAAUAAAAUUUGCGAUAGCUAUAAGCAGCCAUCGAUCAACGUUUGGAAAUUAACAGGUAACAAGGCUAAUAAUAUAAUAUCUAUCAUUAAGCCAUCAAUGGUGUUGAUUAGAUGUAUGAUAACACUAUUAAUACAAAGCCGAGGAAAUUCAUUUAAAGAUAUAUCACCUAUCAAAAUAUUACUAAUGCUCUAUAACUUGAUGCAAAAUGUUCCUGAUGAUUGUACAAUUCAUGAAGAUGCCUCUAAAGUUACCAAAGAUAUAUAUAAAACGCUUGAGGCGUAUGUAGAAAUUAAAAUUGGAUCUUCAAUGGUAAAUGAAUUAAUAGUAUGGACAUUAUAUAAUCCAUCCGCUUAUUAUUCUGGAUUACUACUUUUAUGUAAAUUAUUACCUUCGCCAUUACCAAUUAAAACAAAGAAACCUUUAGAAGAAUCUAUUAUUGCAACCAUGAUAUCUUUCCGUAACAAGUGGAUUGACCAUUUAGCUCAAUUAAGUAAUGAAUUUAUUGAACUUAUAACAGUUUUAAGUCCAAGUAAAUUAUUAUUAGAGCCAUUAGAAUAUUUAUGUACUAAAAUUUCUGAUUUGAGUAUGUCAUUGUGUUUGUUUGUCACUCAGUCGCUCUUAAAAGUGCUAGUGGAUACUGAUAACACUUACUGUUUCAAUGGUUGUUUAGAUUUAUUGACAAAAUUAUGUGACAAUAAAGAUUGUGCUAUAAUAAAGACUGCUGUUUUACAAAUAUUGAAUGAAGAAAAAUCUCAAGAAAAUUAUGAAAAACUUGUUCAAAAAAUAUGUAAUAAUAUUACAAUAAGCCAGCAAGAAAAUUCUAUUUUGUUUGUACAGUGUUUAUGUGACAGUGAUAUUAUUUGUGGUAAUAAUCAUAAUGAAAAUUUACCUAAAGAUAGUGUUCCAAGCAAAUGGUUUUUCAGCAAUAUUUUAAAAUCACUUUUAAGCUUAUUUGAAUCUCACACAAAAUUAUCUACUAUGUCACUUAUUAUUAAGACAUGCAUAGUGAUCAUAAAAAAUGAUUAUGGAUUUUAUCAAUUCAAAACUGUUUUAGAUUUGUUCCCUAAGGCUUUUUAUAAUAUCUUCAAUGGUUUAUUGCAAAAUUGGAAAAAAGAACAUAGUCAAUGUGUAAAUAUUUUAACAUAUACACUACAGCUUUUAAAUCUAUGUAUUAAAAAUGAUAUAAACCCAAGAAGAGUAUUAUUUUUAAGCUCUUCUCACUUGAGAGAAUGUUUGAAUUGGUCAAAAGAUCAUCCUAUAAAUUUGCUUAAAGAAAUUAUGCAACUAGAUAACUCAACAGAUUUGUGUUAUAAACAUUUAACUAUUCUAAUUGAUUUUUUGAAUAACGACCAAGAACCUGUAAUAGAGCUGAUUGAACCACAACUAACUACAGUUGAUUAUUUAACACCUAUAUUUAAAGAUAGACUUUUUUAUGUAGUUGACACUAAUGACAAAAUCUAUAACAACUAUAGUGUAGAUUUUUGUACUUAUACUGUUGAAAAUUUAAUAGAGUGUAAUAUAGAAGAAGUUGCAUCAGAAUUGCUUGAUUUUAAUAUCAAAGAUAGCAUUAAUUAUUUAUUUAAAAUUGACGACUGUGUUAUCCAACCAGAACCAACUGUCCAUAAACCACAAGUGCCUAUUAUAACUGAGAAAAAAGAAAAAGAACACACUACAAACAUAUCAACUAUUACAACUACACCUACCCGCCACAAAGUAUUUAGCAGGCUCGGAACAAUUCAACGACCUGAUACAUUCCGUAAUCGUUUGCCUAACACAUCUAGACCACCAUCAUUGCAUGUUGACGAUUUUGUUGCAAUGGAAACAAGAACUACUCGGCAACAACAGCCUCCAAGAUACAAAUUACCCAUCCAACCUAUUCAAGACCUAAAUAUUAGACUUCGUGAAAGACAAAUGGCUUACGAGCGUACAUAUAGUUUAUUAAGCCCAUAUAAAUCGCAUUUAGGUUUGCACAGCUGGCAUGCUCAAGUUAAUGCUUUGGCUCACUUACGUGCAGACUAUCAUCAAACAAUCAGUAGUAGACAUCUGGAGCUUCAAAGACACUCAUUGGUGCAAGAAUGGAGACAACUUAGAGUAGAAGCUGCACUGAGGAAAAAACGAGUUUACUCUAGGCGAUAAAUAAUAAUAUACUAAGGAUCUAGAAUUAAUAAGUAAUAACACAUAAAAUUAUUCUAUAAAAAUAUAAUCAA